AUGAGACCCGACGACAUCAACCCUAGGACUGGACUGGUGGUGGCUUUGGUCAGCGUCUUCCUUGUCUUUGGCUUCAUGUUUACUGUCUCCGGGAUCAAAGGGGAGACCCUAGGAGACAUCCCCCUCCUGGCAAUAGGACCUGCCAUUUGCCUGCCUGGCAUCGCUGCCAUUGCCCUUACGAGGAAGACCGAUGGCUGCACUAAGUGGCCCGAGAACAAAUGCCCCUGCUGCAAGAAACCAAAGGACAGGGAAGUCAUUGAGCUGCUGAGGACCCCCUCGGACCUGGAGUCAGGCAGGAGCAGCUGCGAUGAGUUGGCCAAGAAGGCAUACCUGAAGGACAGGAAGGUCCUCCAGGGAGAUGACUCCGUGUCCAUCUGCACCAUGGCGACCAGCACCACGGCAGGGGAAUGCAAGAGCCUGCUCAGGAAGGUGGACCAAGAGGAGAUGCUGAGAUACCUGGAGACCUGCUACCCAGAGAUGCCCGGGAACGUGUUUGUGGGAGAUGGCUCCACUUACCGUGCCUUGGAGAAGCAGUGCCCUUCUCCUACCUGGGACAGCGCAACCUGCCCUGACACAGAGGACAACAUUUUUGUUGCUCCAAAAGACAGCAUUAUUGUCUGUUCCUACAAAGAGAACAGCCCUUACGACAGAUACUGUUGUUAUAUAAACCCAAAUGAAGUCAGCUCGGACCAUGAGACCAUAGUCUGA
Messenger RNA from Alligator sinensis (Chinese alligator), 708 nucleotides. It is a transcript of the gene TMEM215, whose product is annotated as transmembrane protein 215. Lineage: Eukaryota; Metazoa; Chordata; Crocodylia; Alligatoridae. The record is from RefSeq and is a predicted model, not a curated record. Bases 1 to 708 code for a protein of 235 amino acids. The transcript has a single exon.